GGAACUGCUGCCUCAUAAUUAACAGGCAGAAAAGGAAUCAUUUCCAGAGACAAUCCCUGAGAAAAGGAGGAAGGAAUCGCCAGGAGACAGAGGAUGGGGUUGCAACCGAUGAAUCAUCUGAAAGGCAUGAGUUUAUCACUGGUCCUGCUGCCGGUUCUACUCGUAGUGUUCGUUGUGGGGGCACAGAAAGCUUGUCCAAAGAACUGCCGGUGUGACGGGAAGAUUGUAUACUGUGAGUCCCAUGCCUUCAGAGACAUCCCGCAGAAUAUUUCAGGUGGAUCACAGGGAUUGUCUUUACGUUACAACAGCAUCCAAAAGUUGAAGUCAAACCAGUUCUCCGGCCUUAACCAGCUGGUAUGGCUUUACCUUGACCACAAUUAUAUUAGCUCAGUGGAUGAGGAUGCCUUCCAAGGUAUCAGAAGGUUGAAGGAGCUUAUUUUGAGUUCUAACAAAAUUACCAAUCUGGCCAAUGCCACUUUCCACCCAGUACCUAACCUCAGAAAUUUGGAUCUAUCCUAUAACAAGCUUCAGACGCUUCAAUCUGAGCAGUUUAAGGGUCUUCGGAAGCUUUUGAGUUUGCAUCUACGUUCCAACUCUCUGAAAACAGUUCCAGUUAGGGUUUUUCAAGACUGCCGCAACAUGGAAUUAUUGGAUGUGGGAUACAACCGGCUCAGGAGUUUGUCUCGCAAUGCCUUUGCUGGCCUCCUGAAGCUGAAGGAACUCCACCUGGAACAUAACCAGUUCUCUAAGGUGAACUUUGCUCACUUCCCUCGCCUUUCUAACCUGCAUUCUCUAUUUCUGCAGUGGAAUAGGAUCAGGUCCAUUAGCCAAGGAUUAACUUGGACUUGGAGUGCUCUGCACAACCUCGAUCUGUCGGGAAAUGACAUACAGAACAUUGAACCUGGCACUUUCCAGUGUCUCCCCAAUCUGCAGAAACUCAAUCUGGAUUCCAACAAGCUCACCAAUGUCACCCAGGAAACCAUAAAUGCUUGGAUAUCUCUGACUUCUAUAACAUUAUCUGGAAACAUGUGGGAAUGCGGCAAAACCAUAUGUCCUCUGGUCUUUUGGCUUAAAAACUUUAAGGGAAACAAAGAGAGCACCAUGAUCUGUGCUGGUCCUAAACACAUCCAAGGCGAGAAGGUGAUUGAUGCAGUGGAAACAUACAAUAUCUGCAAUGAAACUCCUGUGUUGGUGACCGAAAGAGCUUAUCAGACAACCAAAGCUCCACCGAAACCACAAUAUGUACCCAAGCCUACAGUGUACAAGUUGGUAAGUGUACCUCCAACUUCAUACACACCUAGUCCUUCUCCUGGUCUUCAGACACCAAUGGCAGAACAAGAAUAUGAGCAUGUUUCCUUCCAUAAAAUCAUCGCUGGGAGUGUGGCACUUUUCCUGUCCGUGGCCAUGAUCUUAUUAGUCAUAUAUGUAUCAUGGAAAAGGUAUCCGGCCAGCAUGAAGCAACUGCAGCAAAGCUCCAUGAUGAAGAGAAGGCGGAAAAAGGCCAGAGAGUCAGAAAGACAAAUAAACUCUCCAUUACAGGAGUACUACGUGGACUACAAACCUUCCAACACGGAACCCAUGGAUGUAUUGGUUAAUGGAUCAGGACCCUGUACAUAUACAAUCUCUGGCUCCCGGGAAUGUGAGGUAUGA
Molecule: messenger RNA, 1650 nt
Organism: Bufo bufo (common toad)
Lineage: Eukaryota; Metazoa; Chordata; Amphibia; Anura; Bufonidae
Gene: LRRTM4
Product: leucine rich repeat transmembrane neuronal 4
Exons: 2
Coding region: 94-1650 (518 amino acids)
Cellular component (GO): plasma membrane
Molecular function (GO): protein binding
Source: RefSeq, a predicted model, not a curated record